This is a messenger RNA of Vigna umbellata (rice bean), 1795 nucleotides long. The record is from RefSeq and is a predicted model, not a curated record. NCBI's taxonomy places the organism in Eukaryota, Viridiplantae, Streptophyta, Magnoliopsida, Fabales, Fabaceae.
AUGUACAAGCCAUUUGAUCAAACGAGAGCUUACCGCUUGAUAAGGAAUGUCCUCAACCGCUCGACCUUCCAUGGCCUCAAGUGUUCAAACAUUCGGUCAUUCCGCCUCAAAGGUACUCGGCCAUCCGCCUCAAGGUGGCUCGACCAUCGACCCUCACAGUGGUCCUGGCCAUCCGGCCUCACAGGUGCCUGGCCAUCCAGCCUCACAGGUGCCUGGCCAUCCGGCCUCACAGGUGAUCGACCACUCGGCCUCUACUGUUCGGCCUUCCGUGCCUCAAGUAUUCAAGUAUUCGGCCUCACAAGUACUCGACCAUCAACCCUCACAUGUAUUCAGCAACUCGGCCUUUACCGUUCAUCCUCCAUGGCGUCAAGUGUUCAGGCAUUCAACCAUUCUUCCUCACAAAUCUUGUCUACUAGGAGAUUCUUCAGGAACUCCUGGGCCACGGACGGUUACUCUCGUCUACUGGGAAGUUCUCCAGGAACUCUUUGGGCCAACAGACGGUCAAUUUCGUCUAUUGGGAGUUUCUCCACAGGAACUCCUGGUCCACGGACAGUCAUUAACGUCUACUGGGAAGUUCUUCAGGAACUCCUGGGCCACAAACGGUCACUCUCGCCUACUGAUCAUCAAAAUAAUUUUGGAUUCUGGGUUAAUUUGUUAUUACUUCCCUAUCAGUACGACCCAGAGAAUGAAAAAUUAGGGGAUACGCUGAGGAGAGCUACGAUGCCAGACAGAACUGUUAUUCUAACAAUGGUAGAUGAAUCAUUGGCAAGUCCAGGAUCUCUCCUUGAAAUUUUACUACAAAGCUUCAAAUCAGGUGAAGGGACUCAAAGGUUAGUGAAUCACUUAGUAAUCAUAGCCAUGGACCUCCAAGCUUUUGAGUACUGCAGGUCCUUGCACCCCUAUUGCAUCCACCCUUCCAUCUUUCCGCGUCAUUUUGCCACAAAAACACAAUCCAUUAUGACAACCUCGGCUGAUAAGUUAUUCACUUGGACAAGAAAGGAUGUCUUGUUUGAAGUGAUUCGAUUGGGUUACAACAUAAUUUUCACGGAUCCAGAUGUACUGUGGCUUAGAAGUCCAUUGAUAAACUUAAAUCCAAUUGAUGAACUCACAAUUUCAUGUAGUGAGUUAAGUGAUGGAGAAAGUGGAAGUUACCUGUAUGAUGAGGGAAUAUUCUUCUUGAAAGCAAAUACCAUUUCCUUCGAAUUUUUCAACUAUUGGAAAUUGACCAAGAUUCUUUAUCCAAACGAUCCCGUAGAAGAGUCAUUGUGUACAACAAUAAAAGCAAGGCAAGAUAUAGCUGACUCGUAUGGCUUUCGGAUUCAUUUAGUAAAUACAAGCUCUUUUGGUGGGUUUUGUCAGCUAAAAAAGGAUAUGUUCAAGGAGGUUUAUACCAUUCAAGCUAACUGUUGUGACGAUCUAAAAAGCAAAGUUCAUGACCUGAGGAUUGUUCUAUAUGAUUGGAUUCGCUUCAGAAAACGUGCACCAGGGGACAAUGCUUUGGAUAAAAUGGCUUUGAGGUGGCCGCAGAAGUGCUUCAGAAGAAAUCAUACUUAGAAUCAUAUACCGUUCUCAAUUGUUUUAGAAGGAACUAUUUUGAAAGCUUUCCCUCAUCCAAAUCUUUAAGUUUAGCUGAACUGAUAUGUUAUCACUCAGUCUAGCUUUAAUGUCCAUGUCUUCGGAGCAUCAUAACAGGUUUUUUUCUGCUUCUAUUUUGGAAAAGCUCUAAAUAUAAAACAACUUAUAAAAUAAAACAGCUUAGGACAAUUGUGGUUUUGACCAAAAAGUAGUUCAAAGA